Molecule: messenger RNA, 1137 nt
Organism: Equus quagga
Lineage: Eukaryota; Metazoa; Chordata; Mammalia; Perissodactyla; Equidae
Gene: CCNYL1
Product: cyclin Y like 1
Exons: 10
Coding region: 26-1117 (363 amino acids)
Biological process (GO): regulation of cyclin-dependent protein serine/threonine kinase activity; regulation of canonical Wnt signaling pathway
Cellular component (GO): plasma membrane
Molecular function (GO): cyclin-dependent protein serine/threonine kinase activator activity; protein kinase binding
Source: RefSeq, a predicted model, not a curated record
CGCGGCGCGGCGCGGGCGGCGGCCCAUGGGCAACACGCUGACCUGUUGCGUGUCCCCCAAUGCCAGCCCCAAGCCAGGCCGGCGCGCGGGGCCGGCGGCGCGGGACUGCGGGCCCGAGGGCUACGAGGCUGCUGCCGGGGACGCGGCGGCCGUGGCGGCGGCGCCGGGCGCGCUGGAGCCGGGCGAGGCGGACCUCGGGGCGGGCGAGGGCCACCACCUGCAGCACAUCAGCGACCGCGAGAUGCCCGAAGACUUAGCUUUGGAAUCAAACCCUUCUGACCAUCCAAGGGCAAGCACAAUUUUCCUGAGCAAAUCUCAAACAGAUGUGCGAGAAAAGAGGAAGAGCAACCAUUUAAACCAUGUAUCUCCAGGGCAGCUUACUAAAAAGUAUAGCUCAUGCUCAACAAUAUUUCUAGAUGACAGCACAGUCAGCCAGCCUAAUCUUAGAACCACAAUAAAAUGUGUGACCUUAGCAAUAUAUUACCACAUAAAGAACAGAGAUGCAAAUCGAUCCUUGGAUAUUUUUGAUGAGAGAUCACAUCCACUCACACGAGAAAAGAUUCCAGAGGAAUACUUCGAGCAUGAUCCUGAACACAAAUUUAUUUACAGAUUUGUUCGUACUCUUUUUAGUGCUGCACAGCUAACAGCUGAAUGUGCAAUAGUAACUUUGGUUUACUUAGAAAGGCUUUUAACUUAUGCUGAGAUCGACAUUUGUCCCACUAACUGGAAAAGAAUUGUUUUGGGAGCCAUUCUUCUUGCCUCCAAGGUUUGGGACGAUCAGGCUGUAUGGAAUGUGGACUACUGCCAGAUCCUCAAGGACAUUACAGUUGAGGACAUGAAUGAGAUGGAAAGACAUUUUUUGGAGCUACUUCAGUUUAAUAUUAACGUUCCUGCCAGUGUUUAUGCCAAAUACUACUUUGACCUUCGCUCCUUAGCAGAUGACAACAACCUGAAUUUUCUGUUUGCUCCUCUGAGCAAAGAAAGAGCACAGAACCUGGAGGCCAUUUCCAGAUUGUGUGAAGACAAAUACAAAGACUUGUGUAGAGCUGCCAUGAGAAGGUCUUUCAGUGCUGAUAAUUUCGUUGGUAUUCAGCGCUCUAAUGCCAUCCUCUCUUAAGGGAGAAAGGAGGGGUUGUA